Rotaria sp. Silwood1 is the source of this 2508-nucleotide messenger RNA. Lineage: Eukaryota; Metazoa; Rotifera; Eurotatoria; Philodinida; Philodinidae. The record is from the annotation of a GenBank genome assembly.
AUGGCAGAUAAAAAUGCUUCAUAUUCUGGUUUUAAUGAAUAUAAUCCUUUAUUAGAUACAACUGGUUUAAAACAUGAUACUGAUUUACAACAAGCUCUUAUAAAAACUAGUCAUGGUCGACGAGCUCCAACAACCAGCCAAGCUGGUGCAGCUACUGCUCAAAAAGGUGGAUUUCUUUCUAAAAUGAAAAAUGUAUUUAGUCGACCAAAGAAUACAAAUUUAUCUGUACCAUCGAAUAGUUCUGUCGCUCGAUUAGGAAGUGCAUCAUCACGUACUGUUACUACUGCUACUCAAAAAAAAAAUAAUGUUAUUAAUGCUCCACUUGGUUCAACUUUAAAUCGUCCUACGACAACACAAAAAAGACCAACAACAGCUAUAGAAGGUGCUGGUUUUAUAGUUGGAUCGGGAGCAUUAGGUAGUUAUAUUCCAACAACAUCAGGACCAAGUCAAUAUGAAAAGAAAGAAGAAAGUAAUGAUGAAAAAGUACGUAGAAUGGAAAAAGUAAUUUUUGAUCUUGUGGAACAAAGUUGUUUUGCAUAUGAAAAAAAUGAUACAAAAUUAGCACUUGAAAAAGCUGAAGAAGCAAUGAAACAUGAAAAAAGUCUUAGUCGAUAUCGUGAAGAACAAAAUAUUGGUGAAUCAGAUUUGAGUCUCUCUGGUUUUGUUAUUCUUCAUUGUGCAAAUAUGUUUACAAAAUGUGGUAUGAAUAUGGAAGCAAUGAAUCUAUAUAAUUUAAUACUUAAAAAUAAAUUAUUACCUGAAUCUAGUCAAAUACGAAUAAAUAUUGGCAAUAUUUUUCUUCAGUCAAAGAAUUAUACAAAAGCUUUAAAAAUGUAUCGAAUGGCACUUGAUCAAAUAUCUGAUCAAAAUUCUAAGUUAAAACUUAAAAUUCGACAAAAUAUUGCUGCUACACAUAUUCUAAUGAAUCAAUAUGCUGAAGCAGCUCAAGCUUAUGAAAUAAUAAUACAAGAACAACCAAAUUAUCGUAGUGUUUUUAAUCUUCUUCUAUGUUAUCAUACAAUAGGUCAACGUGAUAAAAUACGACAAGCAUUUAUUGAUUUACUUAAAAUACCAUUUUCAAAGUCUGAAGAUGAUUAUCCCGUAUCUAUAGAUAAAGAAGAUCGACAAGCAAUUUUUGUCAUCGAAGCUAUACGAGAUGAUCGACUAAGACAAUUAGAACGAAAACGACGCCGUUUUGCUGAACAUAUUAUUGUAACAGCAGCUAAAAUUAUUGGUAAUAAUUCUGAUGGAGAUUUAGUUAAUGGUUAUGAAUGGUGUAUUGAACAAGUACGAAAUUCAACUUAUCUAGAAUUAGCUAGUGGACUUGAAAUUCAAAAAGCUAUUGCUUAUUUACGUGAAGAUAAUUUUUCGAAGGCUAUUACUACACUUAAACAAUUCGAAAAAGCUGAAGCAAAAUUAGCUAGUGCAGCUGCAACUAACCUAUCAUUUUUGCACUUUUUGGAAAAAGAUUUAAAUAAUGCACAUAAAUAUGCAGAUUUAGCAUUAAAAACCGAUAAAUUUAAUCCAGCUUCUUUAACAAAUAAAGGUAAUUGUUGUUUUGUUCAAGGUGAUUAUGAUAAAGCACGAUAUUAUUAUGAAGAAGCACUUAAUAUAGAUGCAGGUUGUGUUCAAGCACUUCAUAAUCUUAUUCUUACUUUAAUUAAUUCAAAUCAAUAUCAACGUGUUAAAGAUUAUCUUCAUAAAUAUACAGUAAUUCAACCAGAAAAUACACAAGUUUUUUGUUUAAUGGCUAAAGUAUUACAACAGACAAAUGAUUUGGAUCAUGCUAAAAGUUGGUAUUUACAAGCAUUAAGUAUUCAUCGAACAGAUGGACAUUUACAUCGGCGAAUAGGUGAAUUAAUUGAUUCUCAAGGUGAUAAAUCGAAUGCAUUGCAAUAUUAUUUUGAUGCAUAUCGACAUAGUCCAUGUGAUAUUCAAACAUUAGAAUGGUUAGCAUCUUAUUAUAUUGAAACACAAUAUCCAGAAAAAGCCGUAGAAUAUUGUGCACAAGCAGCUUUAGUCAAACCCGGUGAAAUAAAAUGGCAUUUAAUGGUAGCAUCAUGCCAUCGUCGUAGUGGUGAUUAUGCAGCUGCUAUAGAAAAAUAUAAAUGGAUUCAUCAACAUUUUCCAGACGAUACUGAUUGCAUUCAAUUUUUAAUUAAAAUUGCUAUUGAUCUUGGUUUACCUGAACGAGAAAUGUAUGAAAAUGAAUUAAAAAAAGUUAAUAAAAUGAAAGAAAUUCAACUUCAACGUAAAACAAGUGCAGAUAAAAGUCGAAAUAUUAUUAAAGGUCGAAAAAUAUCAUCGGCUGAACAUGAAAUUUCUCGUAGCAAUCGUAAUCAAAUUAUGGAUGAUCAUGGAAAACGACCUAUUACAAUUCAUCCUUAUAUUGAUCAAUUUCCUCAACAAAUGACACACGAACGACCAAGAACUGCUAUUAGCAAAAAAGAAACACAUGCAAUAGUUUUUGAUGAUAAAGAUGAUGCAGCUGAACUUUUACCCGAUUAA